Messenger RNA from [Torrubiella] hemipterigena, 999 nucleotides. NCBI's taxonomy places the organism in Eukaryota, Fungi, Ascomycota, Sordariomycetes, Hypocreales, Clavicipitaceae. The record is from the annotation of a GenBank genome assembly.
CGGAUAUGGAAGAACGAGAUACGAGUAAAUAUAAUUUCAGUGUAUUUUAUUCAAGGUAUUUUAUUUACACGAGGUCCUCCUCGGACAUAACCACCAUUACUCUCAUCGCAUACCUCAGACGGCACACCGCACAUCAUCGUAAAGACGUCAAAGCAACAUCACAGACAUGGCUGUAGAUUCUAUCGAGGACCGUCCCAAGGACAUUCCCUCAGAAGGUUUAGUCUUGUUUGUGGUCAAAGCAACACAGACUUCCACGCACAACACUGUCAAGCCAUUGAUCCUCAUCGAAGAACUCAACAUCCCACACAGCUACUAUGUUGUACAGAGCGUCUCGGCUCCGUGGUUCAACAAGGUCAACCCUCACAAGAUGGUCCCUGCUCUGGAAGACUCGGCGCAUAGCAACCACCGGUUUUCCGUCUGGGAGUCCACUGCUACGCUGACGUAUCUUGCAGAUGCCUAUGACAGAAACGGAGACUUUGGUGGACGCACAGUCGCUGAACGCGCCGAGAUUGGUAACUGGUUGACGUUGCAUACCGCCGGGUUGGGCCCUACUGCCAAGUACUGGUUGUACUUUGAAAGACUAUUUGAGGAAAAGGUUCCCAAGACGGUUGCCAAACUUAAAAGCAACGUGGAGAAGCAAUACGAUAUCCUCGAAAACAGACUCGCCGAGCCUGGCCAGCAGUACCUCGCCCUCAAGGACCGUCCAACCAUUGCAGAUAUUGCAACAAUCCCAUUUGCAAAUGAAGAAUGCGCCGACCUGUUUGGCAUGGACCUUGGCAAGUGGCCUCACAUUGUCGAUUGGAGCCGUCGCAUGCUUGCUCGACCAGCAGUGCAGCGGGCUCGAGAACGUGUAGCCAAGAUGGGACAUGAAUAAAAAGGAAACAUCUGACGUCAAGUUGGCCGGGCAGAGACAAGUCUUGCCAUUUGUCUAGUACAAGACUUGAGGCUUAGAUAGGAAUGGAGUACACAGAUUUCUAGUCAAUUCAUGCCAUUGUCUUU